AUGGCAGCACCAACACCUUCGCCGGCUUCGAACGACCAGAAGUUGCCCUUGCUAGGUUUGGACGCCAGCGAGAUAUCGUUCGGCCGGACGACCGAAGCUGGAUCUGAAUUCUAUGCCGAGACCUCUUCGACAUACAACAGGCGAAGGCCGACUACCUACCGCAUACACAGAUACGGCAAGCGACCUGAUGACACGCGCCGCAGCGAGCCAAGCCACAUUUCUGGUGUGUCUUGGAGCGAUGUAACAUCCACCCUGCCCGUUUUGGCUUUCGACAUCAAUGGCGACCAGCUCACAAACUUUUAUGUGGAUACCGCUCAGCCUUCCCAAACUAUCGAUUCUGCUUUCGCCCUUGCCCGCCGCCUGGUGAAGAAAGACUAUCCCGACCGAUUCUACCGUAUUCAGGGUCAGCCGCCAGGAUGGAAUGCGCAGGACGAGCUGUUAGCAGCCCGAGUGGCCUGGACGGAAGAGAUGAGAGAUGCCUUUCUCGUUCAGAUCGAGGGUACAAGGCUCACGGGAGUACGCUGGACGGACGUUCUGGAAAGUAUCCUCAAGCAUGUCACUCAAGUCUUGUUCGACCACGACGACAGAAGAGUCCCCUUUGAUCGAUUCAAUUUCCAAAUUCCCUCGAACAAUAUCAAGAUAUUGGCUCGCGUCAUCGAGAAGCGCACUCGAUGCCCUGGGAAAGGCAUUUUCAAUCCCAAACCGGAUGAACUGGAACCAGACCUGAUCAAGGAAGUGGCGGACGCUAUCAGGUCGAAGUACAGUAUCCUCAUUCUGUAUCCGCUAGCAUACUAUUCUUUCGACAGAAACCCGCAAGAGGAACUCGAAGCCUGGGUAAUCUCAGGCUUCGUCGAAUUAAGAAAAUGUACCACUGUAAGCGAUUAUUGUCACAGGAACAUUAGAUUGGGAGAUGGGAAGUACUCGUUGAUGAACCGUGUCUCACAUGCGAUCAUCCGGUCUUUCUCUUAUCUAGAUCUUGAUCGAAUCUUCUUUACUUGUACAAGCUGGACAACCUCUGUCAUCGAGAUGUCUCUACUCAGCCACAAAACCCUGGAAUCGCCUCCGGACAUCCUCUCAUACCAGGUCUUUGAUCCGAUACGAGAUUGUAUUCUUGGUCAGACCGGGCUCGAUGGUUCUCCUCACCCACAAUCUACCAGUACCUUAUCGCGAGACAUGAAUUCAGGUACGACAAGCGGUCUACUGGCGGAUGAUGCCUCGGGGCGUAGAGCGAUGAUUGUCUACGCACGGGACACCAAUUCUACGAACGGUAUUCCAGACACUGACACAGCAAUCUUGCGAUGCGAGUUCUCAACGCGGGAAGAUGCUCUGUGCCAUCUUACCUUCACUCAAGAUAGCACUUCUAUGGAUCAGCUGGGAGGCCUUAACCACGCUAAAACGACCAUCGAAUCGGAGUUUCCAGAUCUGACUGGAGUCAUUUCGAAGAUCCAGGCAGAGAUAGACAAAACUCAAGAGCAAUGCCUAGCAGACAAAAUCGCAGGGAAGUUUCGCCAGAUGACAGAGGACUCCGAUUUUGCGGAUCUACCAGCCUUCAGCGAGGAUUGCCUUCUCAAGGUUAAGGAAAGCCUUCAAAAGGUAAUUUUCGAUGGGGACAAAUACAAUCAGUUCAAGGACCGCGCUGUGCUUGCGCGUGGUGAAUUGACUGUCCCAGAGUUAGGCGCUUUCAAGAGAAAGGGCACAAGGGCUGACACAGUGAAACGUGCAGUACAAGCUUUCUGCUGCAUUAUGCCUGACAUAGCAGUAGAAGAUCUUGGCGCUGGGAACCGCGUGGACCGUCUAUGGCGGCUAGUUGUCCCGCUCACGACUGCCUCAUUUUCAGUCAAGACGAAGCCUCGAGCGACGGCCGCAAGAAGUUCCAUUUUGAUGUGGCUAUUCUUGCGAAAAUGGCUCUUGCGCAUAGUGGAGCCUUGUGAUGCCAUACAUGCAACAAGCGAUGGUAAUGUCUUUGGAGCUCAGUCAUUUUUUACGGUCCCCAAGUUGUCCCAGGAUAGGGGUUUGGCGCCUGUGGAGUUCCCGCAACCUACUGUAUCCGAUAUUGUCCGAAUCGUGUCAGAGGGAGCGGAAAACAUUUCUCACCAAAAACUCUACGCUCAGUGA
This is a messenger RNA of Filobasidium floriforme, 2115 nucleotides long. RefSeq lists its product as uncharacterized. The record is from RefSeq and is a predicted model, not a curated record. Lineage: Eukaryota; Fungi; Basidiomycota; Tremellomycetes; Filobasidiales; Filobasidiaceae. The transcript has 6 exons. The coding region runs from base 1 to 2115 and encodes 704 amino acids.